Molecule: messenger RNA, 884 nt
Organism: Zea mays
Lineage: Eukaryota; Viridiplantae; Streptophyta; Magnoliopsida; Poales; Poaceae
Gene: PRMS
Product: Pathogenesis-related protein PRMS
Exons: 1
Coding region: 228-731 (167 amino acids)
Cellular component (GO): extracellular region
Source: RefSeq, marked validated
GUUCGUGGAAUUCUAUUGAACUCAUACGUAGAAAAGAUUGGCAUGCCGGCCAUAUUUUCGUGCAACGGGACUAUUUUUCCAAGCAUACUGGAGAAAAUUCACAUGCUCUCCACUAUUAAUAGCCCCCACAUAUUUGCAGUAUAGCAUCCACAAAUUAAACUCACGCACACACACAAUUAGGUCACAUACACACAUCCCGGCUGCCUCCCUAGGUAGCAGCUUCUACAAUGGAGGCAUCCAACAAGCUCGCAGUCUUGCUCCUGUGGCUGGUCAUGGCAGCUACCACUGCCGUGCACCCUUCCUACUCCGAGAACUCGCCUCAAGACUACCUCACUCCCCAAAACAGCGCCCGUGCCGCCGUCGGUGUUGGCCCGGUGAUCUGGAGCACGAAGCUGCAGCAGUUCGCGGAGAAGUACGCCGCACAGAGGGCCAGCGACUGCCGUCUCCAGCACUCGGGCGGGCCCUACGGGGAGAACAUCUUCUGGGGGUCCGCCGGCUUCGAUUGGAAGGCGGCGGACGCGGUGCGAUCGUGGGUAGACGAGAAACAGUGGUACAAAUACGCCACCAACAGCUGCGCCGCCGGCAAGGUGUGUGGCCACUACACGCAGGUGGUGUGGCGCGCCACUACAAGCAUCGGCUGCGCGCGCGUCGUGUGCCGCGACAACCGUGGCGUCUUUAUCAUCUGCAACUACGAGCCCCGCGGCAACAUCGCCGGGAUGAAGCCCUACUGAUAUAUUGUGCCUGCGAUCAAUGGCAACUGAUAUAUUAUAUCUAGACACGAGCUUGUUGCAGCGCAUGACUUUCCACGUGAUAUAUGAAUAAGAUUUUAUAACUAGAUAAAUCUUUGAGUGUAGUCAUAAAUAAAUCAAAGAGGUUUGUUAUUU